AUGCAGAAGCGCACCAAUGAGUCUCCCAUGGACUUUGAGUGGCAGACGACUGCCCCUGGAGAUGUUACGUCUCCGUUCUACCAGUUAGCCAUGGAGCACGAGAAACAGAAGAAAAAGCGUGAGGAAUUGGCCAUGGUCACUCGAAUUUGCACAUUGGUACCAGGGUCAGCUGACAGUUCUUGCUCUUCAGGCCCGUUCAGCGUUUUCGAUUCCCCUUCCAAACCGUCAAGUCCCGCCGUGACACAUGAGACGAACUCCCAACGCUUCCUCUUUUCUCAGCCGUCAGGCGCAACUCCUGCUUUCCCAACUAGCUCGGCCUUUGCAACGCCGAGAAAAGUGAAUUUCGACUUUUCCUCUGGCGCAGAAAAUUCACCCGAUGCUCACUUGAACGCUGACGACACUCCUGAACAACCUUCAAAAUCCGAGCGAAGAAAUUCCCUCUUUAACUUUUAUGGGAGAUUUGCACCGAGUCCUGGUCGUGGUGAAAUUCCGCGAACGAAUAAAUUCUCGAAUGUCGUCAUUCAGAGGGUUCAAAAACGGAGAAAGAGAGGACGCGAGGUGGAGAAGCAUAUGCGCAAAGCUAGUAUGGCCAGCGAGUCGAGCUCACGAUCACCUAGUCGUGAGAGACAUUCAACACGCCGACAUACACCCAGAGAGGAGCAACAAAAGUCACAAGAUAUACCAUUUUUCUCCCGGCUCUUUACCUUUCUCGAAUCGCAUCCACACAUUCCCCGCAUUUUGUCUUACUAUGCCCAGUUUGCAUUUAACCUUGUUCUCGCAUUCUUGGGUCUUUACGUGAUCGUUACCUUCUUGCUCGCCAUACACCACGAUAUAACUCGCGAACGGGAUCGGGUAUCAGAGGGUAUUCUAGCUGAAAUGGCGGCAUGCGCCAGAAACUAUGUGGAGAAUAGAUGCAGCGGGGAAAGCGGAAAGAGAUUACCAGCGCUGGAGACUGUCUGCAAUAAUUGGGAGCGAUGCAUGAAUCAAGAUCCGGCUAAAGUUGGCAAGGCGAAAGUCUCUGCGCAGACACUAGCGGAGAUAUUCAACAGCUUCAUUGAGCCCAUUAGUUUCAAAACUAUGAUAUUUUUCAUCGCAUCGAUAACUUCGUGUGUGGCGGUUUCGAACCUGACGUUUUCUUUCUUCCGAAACAAAUCUAAUAACCCUCCCGAGCCGGUUUCAUCAUACAGGCCGUACGCCCCACCGGGCAUGAAUUCCCAGCCGUCGCACCUAACUUAUGCAACUGGCCACACAGCUUUUGGAAUGGGUGGUCCGUUUUACGGCCAUCACCCUAUGCAUCAUGCCAGCCAAGCAUUCAACCAGAGCCCGUUCAAGUCGAAACCUGACUACGAAGACGAACCUCGACGGCAAAUUGAUAUGAGACCGUUUGACGGACACAUGGGGACGCCGAGCCCGUCGAAGCGGGAUGUUAAAUUUUCUUAG
This is a messenger RNA of Uncinocarpus reesii 1704, 1440 nucleotides long. RefSeq lists its product as uncharacterized. The transcript has 2 exons. Bases 1 to 1440 code for a protein of 479 amino acids. NCBI's taxonomy places the organism in Eukaryota, Fungi, Ascomycota, Eurotiomycetes, Onygenales, Onygenaceae. Gene Ontology annotation, biological process: nuclear envelope organization; lipid homeostasis. Gene Ontology annotation, cellular component: nuclear envelope; nuclear membrane. The record is from RefSeq and is a predicted model, not a curated record.